This is a messenger RNA of Mesorhabditis spiculigera, 900 nucleotides long. The record is from the annotation of a GenBank genome assembly. Lineage: Eukaryota; Metazoa; Nematoda; Chromadorea; Rhabditida; Rhabditidae.
AUGGACGCUUCUUAUGGCCAACCCGAGGUGCAGGUCUCGAUCGAAUGCUACGGAUAUUACGGCCACGAGAAAUGCUUGAAAAUCCGCGAGAAGAUCCUACAUGACCUGCGCCCGCGGAUGCUGGACGAGGGCAAGACACUCGUACGAGUCGUUGUCGGCAACAUUGGCCAGUUGCAGCACACCACUGUCAAGACUGAUGCGCCGAUCGGUGAAGCCAGCGACCCCAUGCCAAAGCCCACCCAUCUCGCCACCACUCGAACGAUGGCCAAGACGGCACAACCGGCUCUUACGGCGCAGGGCUCCGGCGCUGACAAGCAAAAGGGCACACAGCAGUCGCCGACGCGCUGCGACAAAAAGAACAUGGAACCGAAGUCGGCCAAUCUCGAGUGCGGCAGCUGCUGCCGUAUUCUCGACGGCGACUGCCUUUACCGCCCAUGUUUCUGGACAGUUUGCUGCAACAAAUGCCGGACGCUCAGCGGCCAUCUCAAUAUGGAAUGCCAUCAAUCGCCUGUUUGCAAGCACUUCCUCGCCGAAUGGGAGAAGCCCGAGCAGCAACGGGAUCUGACGUUCAUCAACGGAGCCUGCGAGGCUUGCAUCGUCAAGAAGCUGCUCUACAUGAAGGACCAGUAUCUGAAAGAGAAGGACGCGCUGAAGGGAGACAAGGAGAAGCGCGAGAAGGCUCCGUGCCAGAAGCCGGCCGUCAAGAAGGACGCGCUGAAGGGAGACAAGGAGGAGCGCGAGAAGGCUCCGUGCCAGAAGCCGGCCGUCGAGAAGGACGCGCUGAAGGGAGACAAGGAGAAGCGCGAGAAGGCCCCGAGCCAGAAGCCGGCCGUCGAGAAGGAAUCGAAAGCGGUGGCUGAGGAGGAGCCGCAGGACAAGCACGACACCGACACCAGCGUC